GGAAGUAUAAGUCCAAGUAUGUGGGCUAAAUAUCAUGUUAUACCGUCAAAAUUAUCGACUCAAAAAUACAUCACAAAGCAAGAAAGGAUGAAAUUGAAACUUAAAUAAAGCCCAACAUGCAAAGAAUUUGUCAGUGCAAGGGAAAUCUAAUAAGAUUUUUCAGACAGAAGUUUCUAAGAAAAAUAGAGCCAUAAAACUUCCAGAAGAACUAGAUAUCCAGAUCAGUGGUAAAGCUAGGAAAUGUGUUGAUAGAACCGGGAACCUACAAUCAAGGGGUAGUGAUGACUCUUAUUCAGAGUUUGAAGAGAACCUCUCUUCUAAACCAGAACUUCCAAGUCAUGUUUCCAAAGUUAUAAUAAAGCCAAAGCCAAAAGUUAUAAGCUCUAAGUGGGCAAACCUCGAUCUCAAAGGGCUCAAUGACGCACAAGAAUCUGACGAAUACUCAGAAUGAUUUGAAGAUAUGCCUCAUCACUUAAGUGUUCUCAAGACGCCUUCACAAACAAGAAAAGAUGAAUAAGUUAUAAGAAUAUUUCAUAUUGCUUU
This is a messenger RNA of Moneuplotes crassus, 543 nucleotides long. The record is from the annotation of a GenBank genome assembly. NCBI's taxonomy places the organism in Eukaryota, Ciliophora, Spirotrichea, Euplotida, Euplotidae.